GUAGUGAAACUGGGGGACAAGGCCUACAUAUAAUCCAUAAUCAUCAAUGAUAAUAGGCCUGUAAGUGCGCCGCUAGAGGCCAAGGGUAACCCCAAAUUUCUAUCAAUAAUCCAGAGCAAUAGGCUAAAUGAACUGCACUAAUGUUCUUGUUCCAGCUGUGUCGGUUCGAUCCUGUUCUGCAUUCACAAGGACAAUUGUCUGUCUCGCGCUUUCAAUUGGUUCGAUGAAACACCAUUACAUCAGGAUUCGAUGCAGCUUGACUGAUGUAUGGUCAGGGAUGUGGCAUAUUUCUUCCACUGUCACGCAGCUAUUCUAGAGUUGGAGGGUGAGGGAGACAGUGGGAUAGCAACAAGAUGAGAGGCUGAUAAACUGUCCAGAAUAACUUAACAGCUGGAUACUUCAUUGAGAUAAUUACUUUCCCCUUUCAGCAGAAACAGCGUUGGGUUAGUUAAUUGGAAACAUUUCAGAUUUUCUUUUAAACCAGACCCUUUUUGGACAUAUAGGCAUUUGUGGUGCACAUAUCUUGAAGGAUUUCGUAUUAAUUUGUCAUUCAUACAGAACAUAAUUAACACCGGUAACCAGCUGACAGAGUGAUGGUUGUUCAUCUUCUGGAGCUAUGAUCUCUGAGGCUGACAGACAGGGAGCAGUUAGACCCAAGAGGUCACCAUCAGACGGGCACAGGGACAGGGACAGGGACCGCAGCCCCAGACAGAGAGCAGAAGCUGAUCAACACUAUGUUUUACAGGAGAGACAUCAGGAGGGCAUCGACGACCUCCCUGCAGGGAAGAGACAAAUGAUGGAGAAGUUUUUCACUCCUGUUCAUAGUCCUUCUCCAGGUGGGAUGAAACCAGGGAAGCACCGCCAUCACAACCCCGAUCAUCACCACCAGCACCGGGAUCAAGAACGGGAGACACACAGCUACAGCAGGUUACGGGACAAUGAUAGACGCAGCAGUGAAAGCCACGGUCACCACUAUACCCAGGGUAACCAUCCCCAAGAUGACCAGGAGCAACCCCUUAGACGCCACCAUCACCAUCCUCAGCACCUUCAUCAUGACGACGAGAUGUCGGACCACCACACCACCGUUACCCUCUCCAGAGCAUCUUCCUCCUCCCUCUCAUCUUCCCCCUCCGACUCUUCCACCGAAUGGUCCUCUGAGGCCGGCAUUGACGACAAGUUCUCCAUGAAGCACGCCAGCCGGCCGCAGCAUACCAUGUCCUGCUCCAACAUUGCGGGAGGACGACAGUUCCGUGAGGACGACAGCGAGCUGCAGGUGUAUGCCACCGUCAAACAGGGGCGAAUUCACGGAGGAGGCAGUCCUGGGACCCAUCCUCGGGCCCAGGGGAGGGGAGGACGCGAGCCCAGCUACUCCGAGCUAAACCGGGGCCACAGCCGCAGUGAAGAGGGGCUGCUGCAGAACACAGGAGCUGACAGAGGGAAAGUACAGACACCCCCACACCUGAAGCACGGAUCCCUCUACAAGACAGCCAGCCUGGGCCGGAGCCUGGCCUUCAGUGAAGAGGUCUUGGCUGGGCCGAAGAGGGCGGUGUCCUUUAUCCAGCUCCCCAGUAAAGGCAUCCUGAAAAACAAGGAGGCUCCACGGGACAUCCGCAAGGCCAAGUCCAUGGAGGUGCUGUCCCCCCGGGUGGCAGGCAAGGCGGCAGGGCCCAAGGGGAAGCAGGAUGUGGAUGCUCUGAAGGAUGCAGCCAGGCAGAGCAUGGUGAAGGGGAAGAUACAGUUCUCUGCAUUCCUGGAUGAGAUCACUAAACAGGUCAUCAGCCCCGCUCGUCUCAAUACUCUGGGGGUCCCUGUCGAGACGGUAGGACCAUGUCCAGCCAAAGCCCCAGCAUCCCCCAAAUCUCAACCGAAAAGUCAGCCCCAGCUUCCCUCGAAAAAGCAGGGAGAUGGGCAGGGGGAAGAGAGGGAGCCGGCUACUAAACCGCAGGCUCUGCCUAGGAAACUGAGGAAUGACUCUGACACACGGUCACGGAAAAUAUGUCUCCCUGCAAAGUUUGGGUAUGAAAGCAAGAACCACACUCCUCGUCUAGGCAGCCCCCCAACCCUCCACUCCAGCCAACCCUACCCGCCCCACCCACCAGCUGGCUAUGAAGACCAACCAGCUUCCCUGCCUGACUUCCAGGGUCCUGUCGGUAAUAGGCAUGGGCGGUAUGGCCCGCUUCUUACAGAUGGCACUGUCAGCUCCAGCCCUGAGCCCAGCCAUCACAAACACCGGAGCUACAAACACCUUGACCAGAGCCACAGGCCCAGCCAUAGCCCACCUUCAUCUCCACACACCCAGCAGCCCCAGCUACCCCACCACGCCCCGAUCCACACACAUUCUCCUCCUCCAGUACAAGGGCCAGAGUCGGAGUCUCCCUCCAGCAAGUCGGACUCGUCCCGGAACAGAGAACGAGACACGGCCAGCCCCAACUCCGAGCAGAGCGACCGCCACAGCCAGUCAACCUACCGCUGGUGUCCUACUUCAUAUAGGGCCCUGACGGGUGACAUAGGCGAACUCCAGACACUGCAGGAGCAGAAUGCUGAGCUGCACCAGAACCUGAUGCAAACAGUGGUCUGCAUCGAGAGCCUGGAGGCGGAGCUAGCCAGGGCCAGGGAGGAGCUUAGCCACAUGAAGGAGAAGUUCAAGAGGCUCCAGGACACACACACAGGUACCCAGCACACCAACAGCCUUCUGGGGGAGAAACUGCACUCAGCGACUGAGAGCCUUAGCUCUGAGAGGAAGUAUAUGGUGCAGCAUAUCGCCCAUCUCAGCACAGAGCUGGAGCAGGCCAACGCCACUAUCGCCUCUCUGGAGAACAUCAAUGUUCCCUGUCUGAUCAAGGAGCUCCUGGAGAAGCACUUUGACUCUGGAGACGCUGUCAAGCAGUUCCUGAAGAACGCCUUGAAAACUGGCCAAUCUACGGGCGACAUCCAAUCACCGGGUCCAAAACUGGAGCAGAAGCCGUCUGAUUGGUCAGGCGUAGGACUGAGGGAGUUUGAGGCGGGUCCACAAAAGGUCACUGCUUUUAUGCCCUGGAAGCAGGAGGAGGAGGGGUUUGGGGUGAUAGGUCAGACAGGAAAUGAGGAUUCUGGCUCAAUGAGUCCCCCUUUCUCCGUUGCUGACAUCAGUAUGGCUAUCUAUAAGAAGCUAGCUGUCAGCCAAGCAGCAAGACAGCCCCGGCCUUCCAACUACCAACCUCACACUGACACCCCUCCCAACCCCUACCCGCUGGUGGAGUUGGGUGCCGGGGGUGCAGGAGGUGCAGGGGGGGAGGGUUACCUUGUGCCUGCUGUCAAGGGGUGUGUGGCAGAGGCAGGGAGAGCAGCUGAGAGUAAGCAGGGUGCUGUUGUUGAUGUGUCCUAUCUGACGGCCCAGAGGGUUUUAGAUGACUUCCUGCACCAGCUGACGCACCCAGAGGAUGGGAGUGGAGGUGGGGGGAGGGGAAACAAGGCCAACGGGGAGGGGGAAGAACUGACAAGAGGGGUGCGGAGUGAAAGGAACCUAUGAACUUCUGUAAUUGUAACCUAAUCUUGCAUAGGCUAGGAUUGUUCAAAUUGUGACGGUUUCUUUGUGAUGGUUUGUAGUUCUGCAUUUAGUUCUGCAUUUAUUUGACUCACUAAAUGUCACUAUACAUUUGAGUGAUAGCAUUGUAAAUAUUACAUUCUGUUUCCUUCCCAAAUGUCUUGUAGUGCAGUGGUAAAGAAAGUAUUAGACUUAAACAAUUAAUUUGCAUACUCACAGAAUAUAAUUAUUGAUUUAAGUUUACCAUGUGGUCCAGUUCCUUCUUUCCCUUAUGAAGUGAUGCAGAAUUGAAGGAGUUUUUGGUUCAUGUCUAGACAGUGAGUAGGAUUUUCUAUUUUAUAACAAUGACUGCUAUUUUGUAAGCUCCAGUAAGCCAUUGAAGUAACCUUCAUAUCUGAAAAACAUCAAUCCAGCUGCUACCCACUGUGUUUUGGGCUUUCAUGUCACAUGACCUAGAUUUUAACCUUUAUUUUAAGCCUUAUCCAGAGAUAUUAAUUACACCAACAAUGAAGGUAAUUGUCUGAGGAUGGUGCUGGACCAUCUGACAUAAAAAGAGAAGUGGACAGUUUGAUGAAAAUGCUUUAAAUAAAGGUUAAAAUCCAGGUCAUGUGACAUGAUUGUCCAAAACACAGGGCCCUACUUAUGAAUGCUAUGCUGUACAUCCUAAUAUACUCUCUUAGCUAAAACUGUAUAAAGUUGCUGUCACCCCCCCAAAUACAUUUCAUGUUGUAGAUCAAUAAAAGGACUGAUUCUAAAGA
Salmo salar (Atlantic salmon) is the source of this 4281-nucleotide messenger RNA. RefSeq lists its product as uncharacterized. Gene Ontology annotation, cellular component: trans-Golgi network. Gene Ontology annotation, biological process: Golgi organization. Lineage: Eukaryota; Metazoa; Chordata; Actinopteri; Salmoniformes; Salmonidae. The record is from RefSeq and is a predicted model, not a curated record.